Emys orbicularis (European pond turtle) is the source of this 1834-nucleotide messenger RNA. RefSeq names its product RIC8 guanine nucleotide exchange factor A (gene RIC8A). Bases 215 to 1834 code for a protein of 539 amino acids. The transcript has 11 exons. Gene Ontology annotation, cellular component: plasma membrane; cytoplasm. Gene Ontology annotation, molecular function: G-protein alpha-subunit binding; guanyl-nucleotide exchange factor activity. Gene Ontology annotation, biological process: G protein-coupled receptor signaling pathway. Lineage: Eukaryota; Metazoa; Chordata; Testudines; Emydidae. The record is from RefSeq and is a predicted model, not a curated record.
CAAAGCAGGUGCUCUCACUAAACGUUGCAUUGGAGGGACAGCUGCUGUGUUCAGGAAAUAAGGCAGGAAAUCUGAGCAAGGAAAGCUAAAGUAAAGUUGUCUGUGUAUCAAGGUCCCUGUGCAUCGGUAAUUAUCCGGGUAAUUAUCCGGCAACGCUGCAAGGCCGCCCACCCCACCCCAUAUCAUUCCAAUCCAUAUCCAAGCUGCUAGGGCAAUGGAGCUCAAGAAUGUGGUAGAGACUGUGGAAAGCGGGGAACAAGAUGCUAUCCUCAAGGUGCUGCAGAUCUACAACCAGGAGAAGUCUCAGUGUUUCACCUUUGAAGAUGAAGAGCGGGAGGAGAGGAAGAAAAUGGCCCAGCUGCUGAUCAAGUUCCUGGAGAGAGAGCUCCAGCCCUCCUGCCAAGUCACAUGUUUGGAAAGCAUCCGCAUCCUGUCCCGGGACAAAGGCUGCCUUGACCCCUUUACCACCGGGGAAGGCCUGCAAACCUUGGCCAGACACGCUGGCAUUGAUUACUCAGAGGAGCUCAUUCGGGAAGUCCCAGACCUAGAUGUGAUCCUGGAGGCCCUCAAAUGCCUCUGCAACAUCGUUUUCAGCAGUCCCCGGGCACAAGAGCUGACGGCUGAGGCCCGGCUCGUGGUGGGUCUUACGGAGCGCAUCAAACUCUACAAUGAGAAGAACCUCCCCCAUGAGGUCAAGUUUUUUGACCUGCGUCUUCUGUUCCUGCUGACAGCACUGAGGGUGGACAUCCGGCAGCAGCUGGCCCAGGAGCUCAGGGGCAUCAGCCUGAUGACAGACACCCUGGAGCUGACGCUAGGGGUGAAAUGGCUGGACCCCCAUGAGGUAGCCACUGAGGGGAGCCCUCCCCUGCCCCUGCCACGCCAGGAGACAGAGCGUGCCAUGGAGAUCCUUAAGGUGCUCUUCAACAUCACAUUUGACUCCAGCAAGAGGGAGGUGGAUGAGGAAGAUGCUGCUCUGUACCGACGCCUGGGCGCUCUCCUGCGUCACUGCCUGAUGAUUUCAGCUGAUGGAGAGGACCGGACAGAAGAAUUUCAUAGCCACACAGUUAACCUCUUGGGCAACCUCCCUCUCAUGUGUCUGGAUGUCCUGUUGACCCCGAAGGUGCGGCCAGGCUCGCUUGAGUACAUGGGCGUUAACAUGGAUGCAGUCAGUGUCCUGCUGGAUUUCUUAGAGCGACGACUUGACAGGGGUCACAAACUGAAGGAGACCCUGACCCCUGUGCUGAACCUGCUGACAGAGAGUGCCCGUGUCCACCGCCAGACGAGGAAGUUCCUCAAAGCUAAGGUGCUGCCUCCGCUGCGGGACGUGAAGAAUCGCCCUGAGGUGGGGAACUUGCUACGGAACAAGCUUGUGCGCCUGAUGACUCACAUUGACACCGACGUGAAGCACUGCGCAGCCGAGUUCCUCUUUGUGCUCUGCAAGGAGAGCGUGUCGCGAUUUGUGAAGUACACGGGAUAUGGCAAUGCAGCCGGGCUCCUGGCAGCACGAGGCCUCAUGGCAGGAGGGCGGGCAGAGGGAGAGUAUUCUGAGGAUGAAGACACGGACACAGAGGAAUACAAGGAAGCUAAGCCCAACAUUAACCCAGUGACAGGCCGUGUGGAGGAGAAGCUCCCCAACCCCAUGGAAGGGAUGACUGAGGAGCAGAAGGAGUAUGAAGCCAUGAAGCUGGUUAACAUGUUUGACAAGCUGUCCAGACAGCAAGUCAUCCAGCCAAUGGGGAUGACUCCAGGGGGCAAUCUCACCUCUCUGGAGAACGCUGUGCAUGAGCUGGCGGAGGAGAGAUCAUCGUCUGACUCUGACUUGGGGUUGGACUGA